Molecule: messenger RNA, 8155 nt
Organism: Mus caroli (Ryukyu mouse)
Lineage: Eukaryota; Metazoa; Chordata; Mammalia; Rodentia; Muridae
Gene: Mindy2
Product: MINDY lysine 48 deubiquitinase 2
Biological process (GO): protein K48-linked deubiquitination
Cellular component (GO): cell periphery; cytosol
Molecular function (GO): cysteine-type carboxypeptidase activity; K48-linked deubiquitinase activity; cysteine-type deubiquitinase activity
Source: RefSeq, a predicted model, not a curated record
CUACAGAGCGGCUGUCAUGGCGUCGGAGGCGCUAGCUGAGGAGAGCCGGCCGCGGUGUCUAUAGGACCAGGGGCGGGCGGCCGGGGAUGGAGAACAGCCCUGACAGCCCACAGCCUCUGGAACUCGGGGUGGCGGCCGGGAGAGUGUCGCCGCCGGAAGGGCGACGGCGCGGCGGGCGCGAGGCUGAGGAUGGUCCCGCUGGACGCGCGGUGGACAGCGGCGGGCAGGGGGCGGCGGCGGCAGCGCGGAGCAGCCUCGGGGACCUGACGUCCGCCUCGCAGCUCGGAUGCGGCGCGGGCUCGGACUUGAAGGACAGCGCGUCGUCGAGCCCUGCCGCCUCGGAGGUGCCUUCAAGAGGGCAGCACAAGGUGACCGCCUCCCCGGAGCUGGCCGAGGCCGCGGCGGGCCGAGGGUCGGGGCCAGUGGGCGACACGGGCACCUGCAGGGUGGAGCAGGCGGCGGAGGAGCCAAGCAGCACCGGCGCCCCGAGCAGCAGCUGCAGCGAGCCGAGCCCCCCUGGGGACUCGCCCAGCUUGGACUCCCUGGAGUCUUUCUCCAACCUGCAUUCUUUCCCCAGUAGCUCUGAGUUCAAUAGUGAGGAGGGAGCAGAGACCAGGGUCCCCGAGGACGUGGAGGAGGGCGCGGCGGGGCCGCCCAGGGCUGCACCUCUAUGCAAAGAGGAGGAGGAGGAGGACCCGGCUCAGGUGCUGGCAGCCUCCAAAGAACGCUUUCCCGGACAGUCAGUGUAUCACAUCAAAUGGAUCCAGUGGAAAGAGGAGAACACGCCCAUCAUCACCCAGAAUGAGAAUGGACCCUGCCCUUUGCUGGCCAUCCUCAAUGUUUUGCUUCUCGCCUGGAAGGUGAAACUUCCACCAAUGAUGGAAAUCAUAACUGCGGAGCAGCUGAUGGAAUAUUUAGGUGAUUAUAUGCUUGAGGCAAAGCCAAAAGAAAUAUCAGAAAUUCAACGUGUAAAUUAUGAACAGAAUAUGAGUGAUGCUAUGGCAAUCUUGCACAAACUGCAGACAGGCCUGGACGUGAAUGUCAGGUUCACUGGGGUACGAGUUUUCGAGUACACACCAGAGUGCAUAGUCUUUGAUCUUCUAGAUAUUCCUUUGUAUCAUGGGUGGCUAGUGGACCCUCAGAUCGAUGACAUUGUAAAAGCUGUUGGCAACUGCAGCUACAACCAGCUGGUAGAGAAGAUCAUCUCCUGUAAGCAGUCAGACAACAGCCAGUUGGUUAGUGAAGGCUUUGUAGCUGAGCAGUUUCUAAACAAUACAGCCACUCAACUGACGUACCAUGGAUUAUGUGAACUGACUUCAACGGUUCAGGAAGGAGAGCUCUGUGUGUUCUUUCGGAAUAAUCAUUUUAGCACCAUGACAAAAUACAAGGGUCAACUGUAUUUGUUGGUAACAGACCAGGGGUUUCUUACUGAAGAAAAAAUUGUCUGGGAAAGCCUCCACAAUGUAGAUGGUGAUGGAAAUUUCUGUGACUCAGAAUUCCACCUUCGGCCUCCUUCAGAUCCUGAGACUGUAUACAAAGGUCAACAAGACCAAAUAGAUCAGGACUACCUUAUGGCACUGUCACUGCAACAAGAACAGCAGAGCCAAGAAAUCAAUUGGGAGCAAAUUCCAGAAGGAAUCAGUGACUUGGAGCUGGCAAAGAAACUCCAGGAAGAGGAAGACCGACGGGCCUCUCAGUACUACCAGGAGCAGGAGCAGGCUCAGGCUGUUGUGACUACCACCACCCCUUCCACACAGGCCCAGCAGGGCCAGCCAGCACAAGCCUCUCCAUCAAGUAUAAAACAGCCUGGGAAUAGUGAACGGAAACGCAAGGAACCUCGGGAAAAAGACAAAGAGAAAGAAAAGGAAAAAAAUAGCUGUGUGAUUUUGUAGGGAAUGCUGACGUCUGUGGGAACCACCUAUGCAGAUGACGGAAAGGAAGACCCAGUCCCUACCGUCUGUGCCUGAUCUCCCAAUGGAUUUUGCUCAUGUUUUCCAGGGGAAGGUUGUUACUUUGUUACAAUCAGCUUUUUCAAGUUACACCAUACACUCUCUAUGAGCUGGAGUUUUAUGUUACAGGUCGGAACUGGUGUGUGUUGUCACUGUAGCCAAAUGAGAAUAUCACUCCUAUUUUAUGUCUAGUGACAUUGCAACUCCAAUCAGUUAGUAAGCUACUGUGUUCUGUGUGACAAUGGAUGGAGAUCACUGAAUGAGUUUGAUCCUUCUCAAGAUGUAAUUGUUAGCACAACUAUUUCUGAAACUUUACAUUGUUAAAUUAUAUUCUAAUCCAUGAGGAACGAGGACUUUAAUAUAGGGGAGGGAGAGAGAGCAGGAAUACUGACCCUUCAUUGUACAUUGAACUGGUUCAGCCCUUGGACAGCUUUACCUUUCUUUAGUAAUGUACAUUUUAGCUAUUACCUUGAGAACUGAUAAUGGAGCUUGGAUCCAAUUUAGAUAGAAAAAAUAUUUUUUAUUUUCAAAUAGCAAAAAAAAAAAAAAUACGUUGACACUAAUACUUAUAACCUAUCCAGAUGAGAUACUGACUUUGUAGUGCUGUGAGAUGUUGAAAAACUUCAACCCCUUCAGAACCUGAGCGGUGGCUUCUGGUUGAUGAGCAUGUGGUACAUGAGUGAGAAGUCCACACUCAGGCUCAGCCUUGUACAUAUGAGGACAGAGAAGAGCAGCGUUCACUGUCUACCUUUUUCUAGAAUUACCUUGAACCUUAAAUUUUAAAUCAUGUUUAUUGCUAGAAAAUUAAGCAUAGUUAUUUAAACCAACAAAAAGCACAUUUCUGAAGGAGAGUUAAUCUCUUGACUCUAAUGAAAAGAUAUUAAUAAAAUUCUAAAUGUAGGUAGGAGUCUAAAGGAAUUUAUGUAAAAGCAAUCAGAUUUUUUAACUUAUGAGAACCAAAUAAACCUAAGACAUCUUACAUCAUUUCUAGGAUUCUGAAAGAAUAUUUACUCAGCUUUGUGAUGAGGCAGCACAUACUGUAUUUCUAGAUACGAUUUGGAAAACUAUCCUGAACAUGCUUUUUUAUAUACUUUGUAUUUAGAGUUUGUUUCGGUCAUUUUUGAAGAUUAUUGCCAGUGCACAUAGCUGUGUGAUUUAUCCUAAACCUCAGUAAAUUUUAUUCCGGAGCAUCACAGAUUGAACAUCCAGUUAGAGAAUAUUCCUUGUGGUCUGGAGGCAGUUAAAGACUACCAAAAGAAAAUAGUGGAGAGUUUAGGACAAUUGUCAUUGAUGUUUUCCAUGAUCCCAAACCAGCUUUAGGCUGAAUAUGUAUGUAAAAAGUAGAGUUUUAUUUAUGAAAAGUAUUGUUCUAAGAGGAAAAACCCUUCAGGGCCAUGCUGUAUCCUUUUUAUCCUUCUAUAUGACAUGUCUGUUUAUGUCCUUUGUGGUUUCUUCAGAUUUUCUAUACUAGCGUGGGAACUAAUCAGGGAACCUGCCUGGGGUAUAACAUUUGUGUAUAAAAUACCUGGUAAGUAAGUCUCUUGAUUCCAACCUUGAGUGAGUACGAAUGGUCAGAGAUCAGACCGUUUGGGUGGACUGACCUCACCUCAGCAUAAACACCAUGACUGUGCUCUGCUGAUAGAGGAGAAAGCUCAAAUCUCAGUGUGGGCUUUCCCAGAACAGUCUAAUAUUUUAAUUUAGGAAACAAUAAACCUUGAGUAAUUAUAAAAAGUAUGCUUGAGGCAUAUUUUUCCAUAAUUAUAUUAUAAUAUCUAUCUAGUUAUUGCCCUUGAAGAAUCUAUAUAUAAAAGUUACGUUAUUUUUUACUAUCUUAGUUUUUCCAAAGAUAAUACUGCCAAUACUGCACUCCAAAAAGAAAAGAACAAAACAAAAAAACACACAACUCACUGAAAACCAUCAGCAUUGGUGUCAGAUGAAGAGUCAGUCAGUGUGCACUAUCAGCCAAGCACUGUGCUUGUUAAUCCUGCCUGCUCUGAUGUGACAAGAGUCAUAUCAAACUUACUAUGAUGUUUGAUUACUGUGGAAGAGAUUAAAUGUUUGACUCUAUUAAAACAAAUUUCUAAAAUAUGCUUUCCUGUCCUUGAAGGCUUGUCAAGGUUCUAAACUGCCAUGUAUUUAUUUCCUAUGUUUUACUCAAGGUAGCAAGUGAUAUUCAAGCAUAUUAUUGCUUAUUUGGGUAAAUAGGACUUUGAAAAUGGUAUUUUCAGGGAUUUUUCCCUUACAAUACUUUGUAAUAUUUGACAUUGUUAUACAUAUAUUGCUAACAAACGUUACAAUUUAAACAUUUUGGAGCUUAAUGAUUCUAGGCUAAAUUGCAGGCACAUUUGACUCAUGCAGGAGAGCUAGCAGAAGGCAGGCAGAGGAGCAGAUGCGGUCCCUGGCACUUUUCCUACUUUCAGAGCAUACUCUUAAGGUUAGUGACCAGUCUGUAUUAAUGUGCACUUCUCACUGGUGACCUGUGCUAGUUUAUCAGUACCUAGAAUCAUGUGUUUCUGAAGUAGGUUUCCAGGACUUCUGUUUAGGUCUCAAAGCAACCUGAAAACUAUCAGAAAAGUUGUGAAUAUUUAAAAAUAUUCACAGACACCUACCUGCACUAGGAGUAUCACCAAGUGGUACAGCAUUUGCCUGCAAUGCACAAGGCCCUGGGUUCAAUUCCUAGUAGAUGUAUAUAGACACACUGGCAGCUAAUCAAGGCAUUGGCCUUAUGCCCAGUCAGUGUGAAUGGGUAGAAUAACUUCCUCCAUGCUUCAAGGUCAGGCUAGGAUUUGAGCAAGUCAGAAGCUUAAGUUUGGAAUUAGGUUCUAGAAGACUAUAUAUAUAUAUAUAUAUAUAUAUAUAUAUAUAUAUAUAUAUAUAUAUAGUGUGUGUGUUCUUAUUGCCUCCCUUUUCUAUAGCUUGACAAUUUACCACAUAGUAUGUUUUGAAUUCUUUCUCAUGCUCCUUGAUCUUGUUACCUAAGCAAGUUAAUGUCAGAUGCUAGUUUACUAAACUCAGUGUUAGCCAUUCUGUACGUGCACAAAAGCUUCAUAGCAUUUUGCUUUCCAUAAAUCAUAAACUCAACUUCAGACCUUGAGGACCAGAGAGCAAGGUAUGCCUUGUGUUCACUGUCCAUGUUGGCAUGUGGACAAAUGUUUGUAAAAUCCUUGCAAAUUAAGGCAAGAAUUUCUAGAACUGUCCUCAGUCUUGCUUAAAUUUUCUUGGAAUCGACUGUUGUAGCCCUGGCUACCUUCAAACCCAGAAUCCUCCUGCCUCAGCUUCUCACUGCCACUAUUACAGGCACUAUCACCAUACUCAUCUGUUGAAACUUCCUUUAGAAAAGCAAACAGCAAACUGAUUACAUGUUGCUUUGUAAAUCAUUGUACCAGUUAUAUGUUUUGACAGAAAGCUUACAAACUUGUACCCUAACACUGUCUUAGACUUACAAUUUAAAUUGAAAAACUGUUUCACAAAAUAAGACAGAGACAUUAAAGAUAGUCAUUUAUUGAUAUUUUAAUGAAUCAGUCGGGAAAUUCUGGCUCACUUGGUGUUUUAAACCUGACUUUAUCAGGGCGUUAAUAAUACAUACCUGUCAUCCGGUUUGCUAAAGCAGGAGGAUUCUAAGUUCAAGGGCACACUGAACAAAUUGUAAGACCCUGAUUCCAAAAACAAACGUGACUUUGUCUUGUUUUGGCAAUCAUUGUGUGCCUCAGUUUAUUCUAUGUGCAGGGUGCUCCUCUUCCCCUAAGUCCUCCCCCAUGCACCCCCAGGCUUUUCCCCUAAGUCCUCCCCCAUGCACCCCCAGGCUUUUCCCCUAAGUCCUCCCCCACGCACCCCCAGGCUUGGUUCUCCUGAGUAAAUGCCAUACUCUAGCACUGAGAGCUACUGAGAUCAUCACAGACACUGCACAUUACGGUUCUCCAAUGUGUAGACCUUUUAUAGUGACUCCAAUCUGGUUUUUUAUGCUGUUAGAAUGUGUAGAAUUCUUUGAACGUAGCAUCGUGGCUUUCAAAAAUAUAUUUUGCAGUUGCUUUUGUAUUUGGUAAGCUAGUGUCAAGACCAGGAAUUUAUUUGAGCAUAGAAAAUGCACUUUACAAAUCUGUUUUCCCAGUAUCCUCUACAGAUCUAGCUUUUAGAGCCCUUUGGUCAGUCCUUCCAGGGUAGAGCAGUUCCUCCAGGAACUGACUUUGCUCUCUCCACUGUGGUCAGUGUAGACAACUUAUUCGUGGCAUAGUGUAAACAUGAAUUCUGAUCUUGUGCAAGUCAAAUCCUUUAGAUAGCAAGCAAGAAACCCUAAAGGACCAUGUGUGAACCUUAGAGUCUGUGGUUCUCUGAUAAGUUGGCAUCUUUUGUUACUGAUGCCUGACACUUUUUAAACCGUAAAAGGAAGAAUUGAGUUUACUUUUCUUAGGUAACAGCUUAAAAUAACUUUAAAUUAAAAGCUCCCUAAAGGGAAUACAUUACAGAGAAGAUAUAACAGGAGGGAACCUUGCAGGAUGCUAGAAAACGUACUUUGAAAAUCUAUCUAAAAUUUAAUUUAUGCAUGUCUUUACUUAAUCCUGGUGUUUCUGCUCUUAGGAAAUAGAGCUUAACAUUAAUAUAUGCAUAUAUUUUUUUACAUGUAGGAUUCUAGUUUCUAUCUUCUGAACUCAAGAGAACUAAACUCAACAAACAGGGUAAAAAUCUUCAACUCUUGCCUCAAACUCAAUGGUCCUUUGUCCUGACAAAAGUUAGACUUGUCUAAUAAGCUGGUAUUUUUAGGGCAUAAUACCCUCCCAUUAACUACUUAAACUACCAUGGCAGAGACAGGAAAUGUAAGCCUUGCCCCACGGUAAAAGAAAGAACAAAAGCCCCCGUGUCCCAGAAAGUGUCCAUUUUAUCUAGCAUGACUUGUAAAGACUUCCUCAGCUCACAUCAUUGUUACUGGUCACCUUUUAACUGUUCUUAACACCUAUACUGUCACAUCUGGAGAGGCAAGGCAGCCCUGUAAGUAAAGGAUGCACAGAGCAGAGCCCUUUGGCAGGCAGUGCUCACUCCUUUGGCUCCAGUAGUCAUUUUACAUCUCUAUGUGGAAAGUCAGAAAGCUGAAGUGCCCAUUAGAAAUCAUGAAUUGCUGACGACACCCUAACAGAAACGCCCUAAGAGGCAGCUCUAACUCAUGUAAUGAGUUUGAAAACAGAGACUGGUGUUUGAUCUUUGAAAAUGAUGUCUGGUUUGUCAGAAUGUUUGUUGCUGUUCUUUCCCACCAUUAUUUGUAUGACAUAACCACUGUGACAAGGUGCAGUGUCUCUUCACUUCCCAGGAAUUUUCUAGUAGUUUUUGUUAAGACUUAUUUUCCUCAAAAUGACAGCUGUCAUCACAGAUCCACAUCUAAGACCAGACAACAGCAGAGUGCUGUGUGACUGCAGAAUGGUGGACGGGAUAAUCUGUGGGCAGCUCAUCUCCUGAAUCCAGCACAUUUGACUCUCGUCCUUGACAUGGGCUGAAUAACGAGGUUGAAACGUGGAUUUGGGAGAGCAACAAGCUAUGGAAUGCUGUCAUUUUGAAUAGCUGUAAGCAAAAGAAACAGGUUGUCUUCCCCCACUUUGCUAUGGCACAUGGAACUGUGUGCUAGCUGGAAUGGGCUCUCAACUGACCGUGGGGACUGAGUGCCUCAACUCCCGUUUCCUGUCUGUCCUAGCAUCCUCCCUCCGUCUGAGAAUCCAUUCUCUUUCUUUAAAUGCAAGUGAAGAAUGAUGAGUAGGGAGGGAUGACACAAAGCCGCAGAUAGAAUAUGCUCUUUGAAAAAAGGCACCCAAGAUGCACCUACCCCUCGCAGGGCUCAGCUGAUUUCUGUGAAAUAAACUGUUUUAAAUGUUAAUUUUGCAAAGAGCACCUCUAAAAAUUAUGUCUUAAAUUUCAAGUUUCACUUUUGGAAACUACUCCUGAAAAGACAUUGAAUAUAGGUGGGAAAGUAAACAAUGUUUCUGAUUACUCAAUGAUUCAGUAUUAUCCAGUGUUUAAUCUCAAAUUCAUUGUAACACAAGUGUAGUGUCAUCGUUGGAUUAAAACGUUGGAUGUUUUUGUUAAUAUACUUUAAACUGUAACCAGUGAAUAACACCGUAGUAUUUUUUAUUAUAGAUUAUAUUUUAUUUCAAUAAACUUUGAUAUUUAGACUGAACAUUCUCUGUUGUCAACUCAUCACCCUAAGCUGCAGCCUGUAUGGCUGG